UGUAGAACGUUUACUAGUUAGUCAUGGGAAGAGUUUACUUGUUAGUUUUAGUAAUCACAACCUUUUUGCUGUUUACCACAAGCAGCACAGAUACCAGAUGCAAGCUUCGGGGUAAAAAGGAGAGGAAAACUAUUUCGAAGCAUCAACAAUGCCUCAAAAAAGGUUUUAAGUCGACUUUAACCGGAUGCACACCGCAAAACGGGAGCCUAUCCAAAAGAAUAGAUCGGAAGUGCCGAAAAGUAGAGACCCAGUUGAAAAGUUGUGAAUAUACAUGUCCCAGCUCAGCCAUCACACUGACGAUGGAACCUCUUAAUAUAAAGAAAGAAGAAUCCGAGAUAGCCACAUUUACAUGUAUCACGACAGUGCCAAAACCUACGAAAAUCUACUGGCAAAGAUUUGUCCUAAACUCAGAUGGUUACAAAGAUAUCACCGAGCUAGCCACUCAGGAUAUUAAUCCUUCUGAGAAAGGAUGGAAAGUUAAAAGUGAGCUGAAGGUUGGUCCCCUGGGUUUCUAUGACGGGGGUAACUACAGAUGCUCACUGCAAGAGUUUCCUGCUACUGCUGAGACUUUUCUUGCAGUUAAAAGCAAUGCAGCUCUGACAAUCAACCCGCUAGAGUUAAAGAAGGAAGAAUCCGAGACAGCCACAUUUACCUGUAUCACGACAGUACCAAAACCUACCAAUAUCUACUGGCAAAGAUUUGUCCUGAACUCAGAUGGUUACAAAGAUAUCACCGAGCUAGCCACUCAGGAUACGACUCCUUCUGAUAAAGGAUGGAAAGUUAAAAGUGAGCUUAAGGUUGGUCCCCUGGGUUUCUACGACGGGGGUAACUACAGAUGCUCACUGCUAGAGUUUCCUGCUACUGCUGAGGCUUUUCUUGGAGUUCAGACAAAGCCCAAAGGAAAUAAUAUCUCGUAUAUGUAGAGGAGUGGAUUAUCAAAGAGAGAGCUGGAAUACGAAUAUUCUGAAGAUGAUAAUAGCGUUAAGUAGCAAAAUGUAUUUUUGACAUGCCGACAAUUAUACUAGUCUUAUUUUCAGAUCUCACGUUACAAGCCAUGUAACAUAACAAUACUACUACUACUACUACUAUUAAAGCAUUAUAUAAUAUAAUACUCGUUAACCAUCCCUGUUAUAAGAAUGUUAUAAGACCCUAGUGUUUCUACUACUACUAUGUCGGAACUAAGUCCUAUCUACGCCAGAUAACCCCCUCCAUAUAUCCCUGUUCCUCAUCAGGGCUCGCAGUUCCUCUUUAGAGUUUGUCCCAACUUCCUUCAGUAACAUAGACAAGUAACAUAACAAUACUAAUAGUUCAAUCGAAUCAUAUCAGUGCAAUGGCCAGCGUCAUGCAAUAGCAUUGAUACGAAGCCAGUGGAACAAAUAAAACACACUUAUCAUAGAUUAAGACGAUAAAAUAAAAUUUGAAUUGUUAUGACAUAAUAAUGUGUCUUCGUCAUAAGAACCGUUCAAAUUAAAGCAGUG
This is a messenger RNA of Bolinopsis microptera, 1478 nucleotides long. RefSeq lists its product as uncharacterized. Bases 24 to 923 code for a protein of 299 amino acids. The record is from RefSeq and is a predicted model, not a curated record. The transcript is spliced from 4 exons. NCBI's taxonomy places the organism in Eukaryota, Metazoa, Ctenophora, Tentaculata, Lobata, Bolinopsidae.